AACAACUCCUCCGCACACCGUUGGAAACUUUACUCUAACUUUAAUUUGUUUUUGUUUUGUUUUCUUUCAUCACAACCAAGCCCGAGCUCACCUGCCUUGAAACACCAUCUACCUCCUUCAAGACACAGCCCGUCAUCCUCCGAGCCGGAACCUGUCAAAGCAUGGAGGACCAGCUGAUUGCCCAGCUCCAAGACAUUGCACACGCCAGCUCCGAGGCCGGGAGCCAGGCGAAACGGCAACAAGCUGAGAUCGCCCUACAACACGCUCGCGGCAAUCCCGCCUUUCCCACAGCCCUGAUCAAUGUCGGCAGCCAUGCCUCGAUCGACAUCGCCGUCAGGUCUUUGGCUAUGACCACCCUGAACAAGUUCAUCCAGAGAAAUUGGGCCCAGGACGAAGACACCGAUGAGCCCCUCAUCGAGAUUCCAGACGCGACCAGAGAAGUCCUUCGCAAUGCCCUCCUAGAGCUUGCUCUCAAUAACGAGGAUAACCGAAAGAUUAAGGCAUUAACCAGCUACUCUGUCGGUAAAAUCGCAGCCUACGACUACCCCGAACGAUGGCCCAACCUCCUCACCACCCUCUUCACCGUCGUGCCUGGCGGCUCCGACGCACAAAUAUACGGAGGUCUGAAAAUACUGAGCGACGUUAUCGACGAGAGUCUCAGCGAGGACCAGUUCUUUAGCAUGGCGAGGGAGAUCGUCAAGGCCGUAACCCAGGUUGCGUUCGACGAGAAUCGGAGACCCAACCUGCGCGCCUUGGCCAUCUCCAUCUUCCGCGGGUGCUUCGAUCUCAUGGAUAUCGUCAAGGAUGACCACCCGGUCGAAGUCAAGGCCUUUGCCGACGAGGCCCUCAAGGAAUGGCUCCCCUACUUCCUCCAGGUCCUGAAGGUGCCCCUUCCCGAGUCGUCCCCGCCUAACCCGGCCGACCUCCGACAACCCGAAGCCUGGAAUAGCGUCGUCUCCAUCAAGAUCCAGGUGGUCAAGACACUGCUCAAGGUCAAGACGGUCUUCCCCAACCUCUUGACGCCCCACAGCACGGCUCUCUUUUCCGCCGUCUGGUCGGAGCUCCAGAACCUGCAAGGGCCCUACGAGGAGCUCUAUGUCAAUAAUGGCGCCCAGGGCCGCAUGGAGGACGCGGACGCCAUCCCUUUCACCCUCGAUUUCCUCGUCGUCGAGGAGCUGGAUUUCCUGAACCAGUGCUUCCGCGCGCCGCCCGUGAUUGCCGAGCUGGCGAGGCAGCUGGAGCAGCAUGCGUCGGGUCAGGAGGUCCCUUGGAUGGUCGACAUUAUCAAGAUGCUCGUGUCCUACUCGCGCAUUGGCAGCGAAGAACUCGAGAUGUGGGAGAUCGACUGCUCCCUCUACCUGGUGGAGGAGACGUCGGCUUCGACGAACUAUACGGCUCGCAUCGCGUCGAGCGACCUCCUGAUCAAACUCGGCGAAUGGUACAACCACAAGAUCAUCGACGCCCUCUUCGCCUACACCAAGACGCUCUUUGGCCCGGAGAAGACCUCGUGGGGCACCCAGGAAGCCGCCCUGUUCCUCUUCAGCAUGCUUCUGAGCGACUUCCACGACAUGGACAAGUCCAUUCCCGACCAGAUCACCCAGGCGUACCUGAGCCUGGUAGAUUACACAAUCAACCAGUCCGAGGCGCCAUUCCUGAGGGCAAGGGGUUAUCUCCUCGGGGGAAACCUGACGCGGGCCGUCCCGACGCCGCCUGCCCUGCUCGACCGCACCAUCGCCUGCAUCACCUCGGAGACGGAGGAGGUCGUGCAGCUAUCGUGCGUCAAGGCUCUCGAGUAUUUCAUGCGGUCCAACCGGGUGCAGGCCGACCGGCAAAUCCCCAUCCUGGCGGCGCUCUCGCAGUAUAUGCAGAACAAGGAUCCCGAAGAGCUCGAGGUUUACGAGGAACUCGUCGUUACGCUUACCGAGACCAUCCGCCUGGCCAUCCAUCUCAAUCCACGCGUCGUCAUCCAGGCCCCGGAUGUCCAGUCCGUCGAUCUGCUGUUUGCCAUCACCAAGCACGCUGCGUCUAACUUCCACGCGGUCAUGAUCGUCAACGAGUCGUUCGGGGACAUUGUCCGUAGCCUCUCGGACUCUGCUUCGUACGCCGCGCUGUGUGCUAGGGUUCUCCCGACCUUGACGGCUGCCUUUAAUACUGCCACCGUGACGGAGAACGAUCCACUAGUUACUACUGCCGCAGAAUUGCUCACCUCCCUUGUGGAACACGGUUCAGAGCCACUCCCGGCAGGGUUCGUGGCGGCCACUUUGCCCAAGCUUAACAAGCUGUUGAUGGAGUCGAACGAGGGCGAAGUACUUCGUCCCGGCGCCGAGGCCGUCAAGUAUCUCCUCAUGCACGACCAUCAUCAAGUCUUCGCCUGGCAAGAGGACGGCAAGUCCGGGCUUGAAGUGUGCCUGCGCAUCAUUGACCGGCUCCUAACCCCAUCCAUCGAGGACAACUCGGCAUCAGAAGUCGGAGGCCUGGCCGCCGAGCUUGUUGAGAAGGCCGGCAACGAGCGCCUCGGCCCGUUCCUACCACAGCUCCUUCAGGCCGUCGCCACAAGACUUGCCACGGCGGAAGCGGCUCCCUUUAUCCAGUCGCUGAUCCUUGUCUUUGCGCGGUUGUCUCUGGUCGGCGCUCACGAUGUUGUAGAGUUCCUCGGCCAGAUCCAGAUCAACAACGAGAGCGGACUGCAAGUGGUCAUGAGCAAGUGGCUGGAAAACUCGAUCAACUUUGCCGGGUACGACGAGAUUCGCCAGAAUGUCAUCGCGCUUUCGAAGCUAUAUUCUCUGAACGACCCCCGCCUCUCCCAGGUCAUGGUUAAGGGCGACCUGGUUCCGAACACCAUCAACGAUGGAAAGAUUAUGACGCGCUCGCGCGCCAGAGCUAACCCGGAUCGGUACACCGUCAUUCCGGCCACCCUCAAGAUCAUCAAAGUGCUCAUCGAGGAGCUACUCUCGGCCUCUGGCGUCACCGCGGCGUCGUCAACGGCUGCCGCGGCCGCUACCGCUGCAGCGCAGUUGGACGAUGCCGACAAGGACGACGAUGGCUGGGAAGACGACGACACGCUGGAUCUCAGCCUAGGCACGACGAAGGAGGAUCUAAUGACCUUUAUCGACUUCGGUGGGACGCGCCAACGUGACGACGAGACGCAGGCGUACCUUACAGAGUUUUUCAUCCGGGCGGCCAGGGAGAACGUGGCCAACUUCCAGGAGUGGUAUGGAAUGCUGAACGAGGAGGAGAAGGAAAAACUGAAUGAGCUGGCUUAGGGGCAGUUCUACAAUCCACUGUUCAAUCUUCAUUAUUCGCUAUUCACUUCGUUGGUAGGCAGUAGAGAGGAUGCGG
Molecule: messenger RNA, 3339 nt
Organism: Sodiomyces alkalinus F11
Lineage: Eukaryota; Fungi; Ascomycota; Sordariomycetes; Glomerellales; Plectosphaerellaceae
Product: ARM repeat-containing protein
Exons: 4
Coding region: 162-3263 (1033 amino acids)
Biological process (GO): protein import into nucleus
Cellular component (GO): nuclear envelope; cytosol
Molecular function (GO): small GTPase binding
Source: RefSeq, a predicted model, not a curated record